AUCAUCAUUAAUUUGGUCAACCACUGAUCAAUUUUGUCCUCGAACACUUAAUGUUCUCUUAGACAGUAGGACAUUUGUGUUUUCUGUUUUUAUUCAGUUCAUAUUAGCAUCCUGGUUGUGCACCAUGGAAGCUACGAGUCCUCCCAAGCGCAUGACGCGUGCGCGAGCAGCUGCGAAAGAUGCUGCAUUCACUCCCAAAGACGCCACUGCCUCUACCGCGACCGGUCCUACUCUUGCCACCAAAGCCAAAGCCACUACUACUAAGGCAGCCUCUGCAUCAAAAACCUCGACUUCAACUACCACAAAAAAGCCUGUGACCACGACGCGUUCUACUAAACGAAAGACGCGCCCUGAUGAGGAAGAAGAUGAGGGCAAUCAAACAGAUGCAGGACAACAGGACGCAAUGAUCAAACCUGCCAAGACUCGAGGCAGGCCGAAGAAGGUUAUCGAAUCCGAAGCAGAAUCUGAAGGAGAGGCAUUAACUGAGACUUCAUCGACUGCCACUCGAGCGACGCGUGGUAGAGCCAAGAAGGCUACUCCUGCUCCUUCUAGCGCUACCGCGGUAGCCACCACAGCCAGUAAACAAGGGCCAGCGAAGUCUACACGCACCAGCACCCGAGCCCGAAAGACGUCUGCUGAAGAUACCAAUGCUGAGGCGUCAAUGUCGUCUGAGCCAGUCAAGAAGACUCGCCCACGCGCUACGGCCAAGGCUAGGAAACCAACUGGGGUUAUUACCACUACUGUCUCGACUGAGCCGACCCCAGGUUUGAAGUCUGCUGUCUCCAGACCUGCCUCUAGAAUCGGCGGUCCGGUGAAGAAGACGGUUACCUUCCAAGAGCCGACCGAGAAAGAGAACUUGAUGCCACCUGCGGCAAAGAAAAUCAAGUCAAAUGCUACUGAGACUGCCACUGGCAUGCGAGCUAGGCCUGUUCGCAAGCCCGCCGCUGGUGGAAGAACUACUCGAGCAAGUGCAAGAACGGAGACAGUUAGCGAGAAAAGAGACAAGUCCCCUCUGAGCCCUAAGAAGGAUGCCCAGAACAAGUCAUUGUCUCGAGAUCUCGAAUCAGAUGACGAGCUUGCAACAUUGGAGAAGACUCCCCUCAAGGCCCUAAUGAAGAGUCCAGUGAAGCCGCCUGCUGCUAGUAAAUUGCUCGAUCUGCCCCCAGUCAAGGAAACAGAUGAACAUGUGCCUGAGACUUCAGAGCCGGCUGGUGCAUCAGCACUUGGUAGCCCAGCUCGCAGACCUCCUUCUUCUCCCUGGAAAGAUUCAUUGAAGUCGCCGGCAAAGAAGGUAGACGCUGUUCCGUCUUUGCUCUUUCCACCAAAGAACGAAGAGCAGCACAUGACAUCUCCCGGCAAGACGGCGAUUCUUCAGUCGCCUGCUAAGCGACCGCAAAUUCCUAUCAAGUCACUUCAACCAUCUUCUCAUGAGUCUAGUGAUACUUUCCGCUCGCCAAUUAAGAUUUCUCUAUUCCAAUCUCCGGCAAAACGUCCCACUUCUCCAUUCAAGUUCCACGGACUUUCGGGGCAGCCCCUUGGCCAUGAUUCUGAUAAGCUAUUCACACCCAAGACUUCGUCAACCGAGGUCCAAGACACGCCAAAAGAGCUUACACCUGAGGAGCCAGUUGCAGCCGAGACUCAGGCUGAGUUCUCACUUAGUGAGCAGCCUGAGGAACCUCAAGUUGAGAACAAUUCAACCCCUUUACUUGAAUUCCCUGGUCGGUUGUCUGCGGUUUUGCCUCGAUUCGCCGACCCAGCUCUGAAACAGAACCCGCUUCCCGCUAUGGAAGCUCAGCCCGCACAACUAGAGUCGGCCCAAGCUGUUGAGAUCCAGCAAGAGCCAACUGUAGACGCCAAUAAUGACGAAAUCAAUGAUGACCCUAUGGAUCUUGAUGAGCCUGAAAUAGAGAAGGAGGAGAUUCCCAAGGAAGUUCCGACCACCCCACCUACGCCAGUUGUCAACUCUGCCUUCAGUCUACGUGAGAAGGAAUUGGAUGAUGACAUGUCAGACUCGGAGGAUGAACUUGCAUCAAGCGGGAAGACGUUAAGUUUCGCCGGCGUUCCCGCAACGCCUACACCAAGUACAUCUAAGACCCUACGCGGAGUGCCUUCCAGCGCAGCCAAAGCUGCAAGUCGCGCCAUCCGAUCCGUUUCUAAGGGAACCAGACUUGGAUUCCCCACGCCUAGUGGCCAGCUUACAUCGAGUCCUUCGAAGCAGGACAAACUAGAAGAACGCCUCUCUCCAGAGUUCAAAGAUGAAGGUUUUUCAUUGCUUAAGGAGAAUGAUACCGCACCUGCAGAAUCUACGCCGUCAAAGAGCUAUUUUGAUGAGGAGAUGAGAAUUCGUGCCGAGAUGGAGAAUCAGGCUGCCAUGGAGGCUGCUCUGGAGGCAGAUAUUGCUGCUAAAUAUGAUAAUGAUGAUGAUCCCGACUUCAGCAUCAUGCCCAUUACUCAAGAAGAUGUUCAACUUGCUGCCGAAGCAAAUGAGAUGUCGCUGAUGGAAGUCGAUGAGGUCAAGGACGUCCAUGGUCAUGAUGACUCGGUGUCGGAUGCUAGCCAGGAGUAUGGUGAUGAAAAUGCCGUCCCUAUCGACCCGGCUCUCCUAGGCACCAAUGCUAGUGCACGUCGUCUUGAGCCAGCAACGCCUAUUCGACCAUCUGCCGCAAAGGCUUUUCACACGGUCUCUAAGGUGCCAUUGAAGGCAGCAGAUAAUUCCACCCCUAGUUUUAUGAAGAACCUGAGUGCAAGCGUGUCACGACUUACUUCCAAUCGUCCAGCCGGUCUCUUCAAAAAUGCGUCUGCCCUUUUAUAUCCGUCCACUAAGGGCUCUUCAUCAACGGCCGUUGUAGAAGAGGAGGAGGAGGAGGAGCAGAAGUAUCCUCCCGUUACCCCCGUCAAGUCUGAUAUCUGGUCAGCUAUGGGCACACCAGGUCGUACUCCCCGUCGCGAUCUUAACGACUCGAUGCUUCGAGGUGCAGUUGUCUUCGUGGACGUGCACACUAGCGAUGGUGCAGACGCCAGCACCAUCUUUGUUGACCUCCUAACGCAAAUGGGUGCACGUUGCGUAAAGAGCUGGCCUUGGAACCCAACCAACGCCAACAACGAUGGAUCCAUGGCCAAGAUUGGCAUCACCCAUGUGGUCUUUAAGGAUGGAGGCAAGCGAACGUUGGAGAAGGUCAAAGAGACCGGUGGUGUUGUCCAGUGUGUUGGGGUUUCCUGGGUCUUGGACUGUGAACGUGAAAACCGAUGGGUUCAUGAAGCACCUUAUUUUAUCGACACUUCCCUGGUCCCACGUGGCGGACGCAAUCGCCGUAAGAGCAUGGAGCCUAAAGCCCUGGCCAAUUUCAAUGGCACUCUGGUCACACCGAUGAAGACCAACACUGGACCACCCCGAGACUGUAUGACAGUCCCUAACAAUCACGUGAGCCGUCGUGACAGCACUGUCUGGAUGCGCACCCCGUCGGACCAUGAUGAAGAUGAGGAUGCACCUAGUGAGCACGACUGGGACAGGGCGGUCAACAUGCUAACCCCUGUACCCAAGACUCCCGCCCCAGAAGCCGUGGCCAGGUUUGCGAUGGACGUCACCCCGGAUAGCCCAAGCACUCUAUCGUAUGACGAUGAUGACGGAGAGCGAGAGCAGUUGCUUAUGCGAACCUGUCCCCCCAAGAAGAGCUCCAACACCUUUACCGACCUUGGCGAGGACUUUAUGGGACAAAACAAGAACCCAACUUUUAUCAUGCGUCUAAUGGAGGCGCGACGCAAGAGUAUGCAAUUCGCGCCCAAGGUAGCAAGCCCGCUCUCCAAGGCUUGGAACUAAGUUGGGCCUGAAAGCAUUCCGGCAAAUAUCUUAUUAAUAAUGAGGAGGGCACAAGCAUGGCAUAGGCGUUUAGGUGGCGCAAGACGGUUGAUCAUAAAAGAAAAACCUGGAGGGGCAGAACUGUUUUGUUUCUUUUCCCCUCAAAGGGACAUUUGGUCUUGUUCGUUUCGGUCACUCGUUAUUGGUGUCUCGGGAUAGAGACGACCAUUUUCCAAAAGCAUAAGCCUGUCUAGGAAAAGACAGGUACCGGUCAUGUUAGCGGCGUUGAGUAUUGAGAUGGAUAGUAGGGUGCAUACCUUGUUGUUUUUCCGUUUCUCCUGUCUCACUAAGACUCAAAGGUCUUGACUUGGAACUAGGCUUAGGCCGUGCUCACCUACGUCCUGAUUAGGUCGUCGUC
Messenger RNA from Hypoxylon fragiforme, 4214 nucleotides. RefSeq lists its product as uncharacterized. Gene Ontology annotation, biological process: mitotic cell cycle. NCBI's taxonomy places the organism in Eukaryota, Fungi, Ascomycota, Sordariomycetes, Xylariales, Hypoxylaceae. Bases 125 to 3817 code for a protein of 1230 amino acids. The transcript has 2 exons. The record is from RefSeq and is a predicted model, not a curated record.